This is a messenger RNA of Talaromyces stipitatus ATCC 10500, 1324 nucleotides long. Its product is annotated as hydroxyindole O-methyltransferase, putative. Lineage: Eukaryota; Fungi; Ascomycota; Eurotiomycetes; Eurotiales; Trichocomaceae. The transcript is spliced from 3 exons. The record is from RefSeq and is a predicted model, not a curated record. The coding region runs from base 1 to 1293 and encodes 430 amino acids. Gene Ontology annotation, molecular function: O-methyltransferase activity.
AUGACUGACUUGAAGCCAUCACCCGAAGAAGUUGCUCAGACGCUGAUGCAAGAUGUCCAAAUCUUAAUGAACUACUAUCGCACAAAUGAAUAUCCCCCGCCGUCAUUUGAGAAUGGUUCACCGGCUCAUGCUGUGCCGGAGAACGCACCCCGUCAUGUCAAGAUCGCUCGGGAUGCUGCGAUGAAUUCUGCUCUCAAGAUCUUUGACCUGUUUGCAGGCCCCUCUCAAUUUUUGUCGAACCUAACUGUAUCUUAUCAAUCCCUUGCAUGCCUCCGAUGGCUGUGUCAUUUUAAUAUCCUCAAGCUUGUACCGCUGCAGGGUGAUAUCACUUUUGAUGCACUAGCAGCUGCAGCUAAUGUUCCAAAAAACACACUCAAAAGCAUAGCGCGAAUGGCGAUGACGGCGCGGUUAUUCUAUGAGCCCACCCCUGACCGCAUCGCUCAUACGGCAACCUCGGCGUGGCUGGCAACAAAUCAGCCACUCCAUGAUUGGGCAUUGUACAUUUGCAAGGAGGCCGUAGCUGUUGCAUUAAAUAUGGUUGAGGCGACGGAGAAAUGGCCUAGUAGCACUGAAACAAACCAAACAGCAUUCAACAUCGCCUUGCAGACAGAUCUACCAUUUUUCGCCCAUCUGAAAACCCGCCCAGAACAUCUGCGCUUGUACUCGGAGUAUCAAAAAGCGGUUGCUAGCACCGAAGGUCUUGAUUUACAGCAUCUUGUGCACGGGUAUGACUGGCAGGCGCUCGGAAAAGCGCAGAUAGUCGACGUUGGUGGAUCUAUUGGUCUUGCAUCUGUCGCCCUCGCAACGGCAUAUCCCGACCUCAGCUUUGUCGUGCAGGAACUCCCCGACGUUGUCAAGCAGGGGAAAGAAUACAUAUCCAACUUAAAAGACGAAAGCAUCGCUUCGCGGAUCACAUAUGCAACACACAAUUUCUUUGAUGAUCAACCGAUCAUUGGUGCCGAGGUCUAUUUGCUGCGAAUGAUCCUGCAUUACUGGUCAAUAGAAGAGUCGGCGAAAAUAUUACGAAAACUAGUCAGUGUCCUCAAGCCCAACAGCAGUCGGAUUCUCGUCAUGGACACUGUCCUCCCGUCCCCAGGAUCAGUUACAACUGUCACAGAGCGUCAGCUCCGUACCCGUGACUUGGCCAUGCUGCAGAUUCACAAUAGCGGCGAGCGCAAUAUAGAGGAUUGGGAGGCUAUCUAUAAGGAGGCAGAUCCUCGGCUUAGGGUGAAGCGUGUGCAUUUGCCGUUUGGCAGUCAGAUGUCUGUGAUGGAAUUAGUCCUAGAUGUCUAAACAACUCGAGGAACACAAUGAUUUGUUUUUG